AUGCCUCACCCUGGAGACAGAAUGAGCGGGGCGCCCCUCCUCCACACCCUGCUCCUCCUGCUGCCGGCCUGCGGGCAGCCACACGUGUCCAGCCGAAUCGUGGGGGGCCGGGACGCCCGGGACGGAGAGUGGCCCUGGCAGGCGAGCGUCCAGCGGCACGGCGUGCACGUGUGCGGGGGCUCGCUCAUCGCCCCGCAGUGGGUGCUGACAGCCGCGCACUGCAUCCCCAGGUGGGCGCCGCCGUCUGAGUACCGUGUGCGGCUGGGCGCCCUGCGCCUGGGGCUGCUGUCGCCGCGUGCCCUGUUGGCCCCGGUGCGGAGGGUGCUGCUGCCUCCCGACCACUCUGAGGACGGCGGCCGCGGGGACCUGGCCUUGCUGCAGCUGCGCCGCCCAGUGGCCCUCAGCGCCCGCGUGCAGCCCGUGUGCCUGCCGCCACCCGGCGCCCGCCUGCCCGCCGGCACCCCUUGCUGGGUCACGGGCUGGGGCAGCCUCCAGCCGGGAGUGCCCUUCCCCGAGUGGCGGCCUCUGCAGGGGGCAAGGGUGCCGCUGCUGGACGCUCGCACCUGUGACCGCCUCUACCACGUGGGCACUGAUGUGCCCAGCGCGGAGCGGAUAGUGCUGCCCGGGAACCUGUGUGCUGGCUACGUGGAGGGCCACAAGGACGCCUGCCAGGGCGACUCUGGGGGCCCCCUGACCUGCGUGAAGUCGGGGCGCUGGGUGCUGGUGGGCGUGGUGAGCUGGGGCAAGGGCUGUGCCCUGCCCAACCGCCCAGGCGUCUACACCAACGUGGCCACCUACAGCCCCUGGAUCCAGGCUCGCCUGGGCCUCUGAUGCACGGAUGGACCAGACA
Sorex fumeus (smoky shrew) is the source of this 850-nucleotide messenger RNA. RefSeq names its product serine protease 33 (gene PRSS33). NCBI's taxonomy places the organism in Eukaryota, Metazoa, Chordata, Mammalia, Eulipotyphla, Soricidae. Bases 1 to 831 code for a protein of 276 amino acids. The transcript is spliced from 5 exons. Gene Ontology annotation, biological process: proteolysis. Gene Ontology annotation, molecular function: serine-type endopeptidase activity. The record is from RefSeq and is a predicted model, not a curated record.